AUGGUCAGCUCACCUUCUUCGUACAUCCUCGACCCAAAUUGCCAUCUUGUUGGUGGCUUUGCCCUAUACUCAUGGUUUGGAAAUGCCGAUCCGUCUCUUGUUGGAGACUGGGUUUUCACACUAGGAGGUUAUCAUCAGCAAUACAAAGUUCCACCUCAGUACCCCAACCCACCUCGCCUUGGUAUCAGCUGGCAGUUCAAUGACGAUAUCUCCAUAUCCGGCUUAUCUUAUUUUGCUAUAACGCCCAAGGUCUGCAUGGGAGGUGGCCGACUUGAUGUUACCCUCACAUUGGGGCCCUUGUCAGCUUUCCUCGAUUCCUAUAUAGACUUUCUCAUCAACUUCAAGCCAUUCCACUUCAUCGCCGAAGGAGGCAUCUCAGUGGGUGUACGCUAUACACUCGAUAUUUGGCUUGUGACCUUGAACAACAGUGUAGAAAUCGCAUGCCAACUUUUUAUCGAGGGUCCGCCCAUUCACGGUACUGUUCACGUAAACUUCUGGGUGUUUGGCUUCGAUAUCGGUUUCGGACCACAGAGCAACCCGUACCCCGCGCUGACCCUGGAUGAGUUUAUCGAACUUUUUUGCUCACUUUCUCAGCCACUGCAAAGUGCCGUCACAACCAUUACCGCUCAGACACCUAUCAAUGCUUGGGGCAAUGACCCAACUCCUGUUGAGAACGGCGACUUGCACGUCUUCUCCGUCACCAAUGGUCUUGUACCCGGGGGCACCAGUACCUCACAGCCUAGUGGUGGCGUGUGGCAAAGAUUACGAAAAGUCUACCCAAUGGGCUUUGGGGAACCUUAUUCAGAUGAUCCAGCAGCAGAUCCAUCAACCAAUCGCAAUGAUAAAGACCUCCUGGGCGGCACAAAAGAUGGCACAACUUCCUUUAUGACUGGUGUGAACAUUUCUUAUCCUGACUUGCAAUUAUCGAUCGGGGACACUACAAAGCCAUUCAACUACAUCAAAAUGGCUGUUGAGAAUGCGGAUACAGUAGAAUUCCCAGACCCCGUGCAAACAAUACCCACCUUUCAACCAGCUGAGCCAGACACAAGUGGGAACCAAUGGAAAGAUAUUGCUGACAAAUGGGAAGCACCCAGUGGGAGAGCGUCCUCCAUUGAGUUUGUUAAUCUAUGGAAACAAAUUGGAGAGAGCCUGUUGGGUUGGGAUCAUGAGAUGGUAUCAAGGGACGGGGGGGAUAAUGUGUUGACUGGUCAAGCACCUACCCGGGAUCUACCGAAGUAG
Fusarium subglutinans is the source of this 1239-nucleotide messenger RNA. RefSeq lists its product as uncharacterized. Lineage: Eukaryota; Fungi; Ascomycota; Sordariomycetes; Hypocreales; Nectriaceae. Bases 1 to 1239 code for a protein of 412 amino acids. The record is from RefSeq and is a predicted model, not a curated record. The transcript is spliced from 3 exons.